Messenger RNA from Effrenium voratum, 2163 nucleotides. Lineage: Eukaryota; Dinophyceae; Suessiales; Symbiodiniaceae. The record is from the annotation of a GenBank genome assembly.
AUGGCUGGUGUAAACAUGGAGGGGAUGAGCGUGGAGGAGAUGUUGGAAGUGCAGAGGGCCCUGGACGAGAAGCUGCGAGCCGUGGCCGGGAGCUCGGAAAGCCGACGCCGACGAAGCGAGCCGGGGCGAAACUCAGAUGGCGGGUUUAUUCGAUGUGACAGCGACAACUCCGAGUCCAGCGAUGACAACCUCUCGCCGAACGCGGCAUCUGUGGACGGUUUGGAAGUCACGGUGCGGCUUCUGGGCACAGGGGUGGACUUGCCCUUCUGCGUACCCAGCACUACCAGUGUUGAAAGGCUUCAGCAAGAGUUGACCGCACUCGGCGAGUGCUGUGCGGACGCAGACCUGUGGAUGCAGAAGGGUAAGCUGCAGCCUCAGGAGUUGCUGCAGGAUGGGGCCCAACUGUUCCUGCCCAGCCAAGAGGACUUGUUGCUGCUGUCGAUGUUUCCCGAACACAUCAGGUGCAAGAUCAACCCUUCGACCUUGGUGGACGUUGCACUGGACCUUGGCCGCCCCCCGCUUCUGCACGAGCGCGAUGCCAAGGGUUCCAUGCGCCGGCGCGAGGUGUCGAGCGCAGUGCUGACACAAGCUGAGCUGGACGCGAUCGCAGGGCACGAGCUUCUUGAAGGGCGCUGGAGUUCUGAUGACCGCUCGGGGGUGUCUGGGACGCUGCACCGGGUGUGUCGCAACAUCGACUCGCUGGACUCGAGCGUCGUGGGCAUCACGAUUCGCAUGGCGCGGCCCAUGUAUCACAUGACCCGGCACAUCCAGGAAUUGCAGGAGAUCCUGCGCAACAAGAAUUCGUUCGCCAAAGUGUGCCACCCCUCCGUGGGGCGUUGGACACGCCGCAAACUGGUGGCAAAGCGGGAGCGCCAGCAUCAGGAUAUGCUCGAGACUGUCCAGAAUCACACGCCAGAGGUGCUGGUGAUCGACGAGAUUGGGAGCCGAGAGGAGGUGGAGGCCGCGAGCUCCAUCGGCUUUCGGGGCGUGGCCUUGGUGGCCACCGCGCACGCCCGCUCUCUCAAGGAUGCCAUGGACAACCCCACGUUGCAGCCUUUGUUCGGCGGCUUCGCAGACAGCACCGUCUCAGAUGAGACGAUGCGAAGAACAGGGCGUGGCAAGAACCUGAGGGAGAGGAAGGGGGAGCCUGUGUUCAAGAGUUUGGUGGAGCUCAGCGAUGUGGGCGACCAGUGGCGGAUUUACCCCAGCGUCGCAGAUGCCGUGGAUGCCACCCUGGCCAACAAUCCGCCGCGCUCUGUGCUGGCAGAUGCGUCCUUUCAGGGGCGGUCGCGCCCUUCGCGGAAAGCGUUCUUCACGGCCACGACCGAGACUUCGUCGCGGGGGGAUGUGGAUGCGGUGGGUGCCGAAGCCAAGCGGCGCACAGAGACCUCAGGCCGCGCCUACCGCCUCUGCUUCGAUGGAGGGGUGCACAGCACUGGGCGGCCCGGCGGUGCCGGCGCCUUGCUGCGGCGAUUGCGGGCGCGCACGGGGAAAGCGAUCAAGAGGCCUGCUGCGGAGUGGAUGCUUUGCACUCAGCAGCCCACCAGCGCUCCUCAGAUGGAGUACGCAGCCCUGCUGAUUGGCUUGCGGGGCACUCUGGACAUCCUACAUCGACUGCAGCCAAAGCCUCUGAGCAUCUUCAUUGAGGGAGACUGCAGAUUUGUGGUGGACCGACAUCAAGGGUCGCAACCAGUGCCUAUCCAGCACGAGCACCCUGAAGUCGCGCGGACGCUGCAGCAAUUCACUGUGCUCGUGGACGAGGCGGUCGAGAGUCUGCGGGAGCAAGGCGUGGAGGUGGGCUGCCUGUGGCGCCGCAGGGGACGCAACCGGGCGGCGGGCCGCCUGGCGCAGGAGGCGCGACGGAGACGCCGAGACGACAUUGAGGAGCGCUGCUUCAGCCAGGACGAGCGCCAGUUGCUGCUUUUCGAGCCACACUUGAUACCCACGCGGUGGCACAUCCAGGAAGUCCACCCGUGCCUGCGCCUGGAGCGCGUCAGCCAGGGUGCGGGCGGCGCAUCCCUAGCAGCCGAGCAGUGCAGGGAUGGGCUUGAAGCUGACACCCUUCAGCGCGGAUGGGUCCUUCAGCUUCACGGUGCAAGUGGAAGGGUGGGCUUCUUCUUUCCUUCUUGGCAUUACGCCUUCCUCAGCGCCGUCCUUCAAUGA